AUGUCGGACGAAAAGUAUGUUGCGGACAGCAAGAUCGAGAGACCACUCGAAAAAGACGUGGAGAAAAAAUUGGACGCGACGCAAUUGGAGCCCUUUGGAAAUGAGGACACAGCGGAGGUCAAGUAUCGGACUAUGAAAUGGUGGCACUGUGGAAUGCUCAUGAUCGCAGAGAAUGUUUCUGUCGGAAUUCUGUCUUUGCCAUCCGCAGUGGCUACCCUUGGAAUGGUUCCCGCUGCUAUUAUGAUUUUGUUCGUCUCUGCUCUUUCAUGGUAUACUGGCUACGUCAUUGGCCAAUUCAAACUUCGCCAUCCUGCAGUUCACAGCAUGGGAGAUGCCGGCGAGAUCUUGAUGGGUCCUUUCGGCCGUGAGUUGCUAGGACUUGGCCAGCUGCUGCUGUUGAUCUUCCUCAUGGCGAGCAACAUUUUGAUGUUCAACAUUCUGAUGAAUGUAUUGACCGAUCACGGUACCUGCACGUUGGUGUUUGGUGUCGUUGGACUGGUCAUCUGCUUUUUGGGUGCCUUGCCUCGUACCAUGGACAAGGUCUACUGGAUGUCCGUCAUUUCAUUCUUGAGUGUCUUCGUUGCGACAGUGUUGACCAUGAUCACCGUGGGAGUCGAGAGCAAAGGACAUGUCAAGAACGAAGCGACAACGGAUGUCAGCUUCCGCGAAGGUUUUUUGGCGGUGACAAACAUCAUCUUCGCUUACCUCGCCCACGUUGCGUACUUUGGCUUCAUGUCUGAAACAGAAGACCCACGUACAUUCAACAAGUCACUCGCCAUGCUUCAAAUCAUCGACACCACCCUGUACCUUGUUAGUGCACUGCUCAUCUAUCAUUACGUGGGACCGGAGACAGCCACCAGCGUCGGCGUGCAAUCGCCUGCCAUUCUCUCUCUAAGCCCGUUGAUGGGCAAGAUUGCCUGGGGUCUUUCAAUUCCAACGACAAUUCUUUCCGGAGUUGUCUUGGGUCACGUCGCGUGCAAAUACAUCUAUGUGCGUAUGUUCCGUGGGUCAGACAAGAUGCACGGCCGAACCUUACUGUCGAUUGGGUCCUGGGUCGGUAUCUGUCUCGCAGUCUGGGUUGUUGCCUGGGUCGUGGCAGAAUCUAUUCCCGUGUUCAAUGAUCUGCUGAGUCUGAUUAGUGCGGUCUUUGGAAGUUGGUUUAGCUUCGGACUCCCGGCGAUCUUUUGGUUCUAUAUGAAUAAGGGCCGUUACUUCCAGAACUGGAAGAAGAUUGUUUUGACGAUUACCAAUAUUUUGGUCUUGGCUAUUGCCUUUGCUAUUGUAGUGCGGGUUGGGACUAUGGGUGUCAGGAGUCGCCAUUCACGAAGACUCCAGUUCCAGAAGUUGGUCUUGUGCCAAUAA
Messenger RNA from Penicillium roqueforti, 1362 nucleotides. RefSeq lists its product as uncharacterized. Gene Ontology annotation, biological process: amino acid transmembrane transport. The record is from RefSeq and is a predicted model, not a curated record. NCBI's taxonomy places the organism in Eukaryota, Fungi, Ascomycota, Eurotiomycetes, Eurotiales, Aspergillaceae. The coding region runs from base 1 to 1362 and encodes 453 amino acids. Gene Ontology annotation, cellular component: vacuolar membrane. The transcript is spliced from 10 exons. Gene Ontology annotation, molecular function: amino acid transmembrane transporter activity.